Molecule: messenger RNA, 531 nt
Organism: Auanema sp. JU1783
Lineage: Eukaryota; Metazoa; Nematoda; Chromadorea; Rhabditida; Rhabditidae
Source: the annotation of a GenBank genome assembly
AUGUCUACUUUCAACCAUUCUUCAUCAUACAACCGCACCUAUGAAAAGAAAAUCAUCCAAGAAGCUCCAAGGAUUCGUAUCCCUGAACAGCUUACAUCCAGAUUGGAUAAUUUCCCCGAAGGAUUGCUCCAUGGAUUGACUUUCCCAUCCACUCAAAACUACGCUACCUCUGAAUCUGUUCGUCUUGCUGACGAUUCUUUCCACGCUACUCUUGACGUUCGAGAUUAUUCACCCGAAGAUCUUAAAGUCUCCGUUAUUGGAGAUCAAAUUCAAAUUGAAGGCUCUUUCACUGACAAGAAAGAUGAUUUGGGAUUGAUCUCAAAGAGCUUCUCCAGAAAAUUCAAAUUGCCUAAAGAUGUGAAACCCGACGCUGUAACCUCCAACUUGACUUCAGAUGGAUUCUUGACAGUUGUCGCUCUACCUCCUAAGAGAGAAGCCUCUCCACUCCGCUCUAUCCCCAUCAAGGUUAUUACAUCUCCUCCAGCAACUCCAGCAGCAACUGCAGCCCCAGCUACCACAGAAAACAAGUAG